AUGUCGUUACCGGAGCCGGAAUUUGGCGAAAAAACGUUCCGGCCGAUCUCGAAAUGCGACGUCUCCGCCAUCAAUCACCGGUCGGUGGCGGCGGAUCUCGACGGAACUCUGUUGAAAGCGAGUUCAGCUUUUCCAUACUACAUGCUUGUAGCGAUCGAGGCCGGCAGCCUCCUUCGUGGACUUGUUCUCUUGCUUUCGUUUCCGAUUAUUGCUAUUGCGUACAUUUUCAUUUCGGAGGCUUUAGCUAUACAGAUGUUGAUCUUCAUCUCGUUCUCCGGUAUCAAGGUGAAGGACAUCGAACUUGCGUCACGCGCCGUACUGCCGCGGUUCUAUGCGGCGGACGUGAGGAGUGAUAGUUUUGAAGUUUUCGAUAGUUGUGAGAGGAAAGUAGUUGUGACGGCGAAUCCGACAGUUAUGGUGGAUGCGUUUGUGAAGGAUUAUUUGGGAGCGGAGAAGGUGCUAGGAACGGAGAUCGAGGUGAAUGAGAAGACGAAGAGAGCAACGGGAUUCGUAAAAGAGCCUGGUGUUUUGGUCGGUAAAUGGAAGAAGCUGGCGAUUUUGAACGAGUUUGGUGAAAAUUCGCCUGAUAUUGGACUUGGUGAUCGGAAAUCUGAUCACGAUUUCAUGUCCGUUUGCAAGGAAGGUUUCAUGGUGCCUAAAGACGAAUCGGCAGCCAUCGUAUCCCGAGAUCGCCUCAAAACCCGAUUGAUCUUCCACGAUGGCCGCCUAGUCCAACGCCCCACUCCGUUUAAUGCUCUCAUCACCUACAUUUGGCUUCCAUUCGGAUUCAUUCUCUCCCUUAUCCGUGUUUACUUCAAUCUCCCACUUCCUGAGCGAAUAGUCCGUUACACCUAUGGCAUGCUCGGGAUCAAGCUCGUGAUUCGUGGCAACCCACCGCCACCACCCUCACCUGGGACCCCUGGAAACCUCUACGUAUGCAACCACCGAACCGCUCUAGACCCCAUCAUCAUCGCCAUCGCWCUUGGCCGCAAACCRUUUUGCGUSACRUACAGYGUMAGCAARCUCUCRMGGUUCMUKUCWCCGAUCCCYGCCAUYGCCCURACCCGUGACCGUGAAGCGGAUGCUGCCCGGAUCAAAGAAUUGCUUCAGAAAGGUGACCUGGUGGUCUGCCCGGAGGGCACCACGUGUCGUGAACCGUUUUUGUUGCGGUUCAGUGCGUUGUUUGCUGAAUUAAGUGACAGGAUCGUGCCGGUGGCAAUGAAUUUGAAGCAGAACAUGUUCAAUGGCACGACGGUUCGUGGUGUCAAGUUCUGGGACCCGUACUUCUAUUUCAUGAACCCGAGUCCGACAUAUGAGAUCACGUUUUUGGAGCGGUUGCCGGAGGAAAUGACUGUUAAGGGCGGCGGGAAAACGUCGAUCGAGGUGGCGAAUCAUGUGCAGAAAGUGUUGGGUGGUGUUUUGGGAUUUGAAUGCACCAAUUUGACUAGAAAAGAUAAGUACUUGUUGCUUGGUGGGAAUGAUGGGAAGGUGGAAUCAAUGUAUGGUAAGAAAGCAAACUAAUACAACAAUCCAAACUAGUCGAGUAAAAUGGUGGUUGAUGGUGGUUAUGGGUGGUGGUUAUUGGGUAGUUGUUUACUAGGGGUAUUGUAUUUGAAUUUGAACCAUGAAAACAAUCUCUAGAUUCUUUCAAUUUGUGAUAAAAAUUUCUUGUGGUAUAUAUGUUUGUU
Molecule: messenger RNA, 1688 nt
Organism: Cynara cardunculus var. scolymus (artichoke)
Lineage: Eukaryota; Viridiplantae; Streptophyta; Magnoliopsida; Asterales; Asteraceae
Product: probable glycerol-3-phosphate acyltransferase 8
Exons: 2
Coding region: 1-1521 (506 amino acids)
Biological process (GO): cutin biosynthetic process
Cellular component (GO): membrane
Molecular function (GO): glycerol-3-phosphate 2-O-acyltransferase activity; phosphatase activity
Source: RefSeq, a predicted model, not a curated record